Molecule: messenger RNA, 1298 nt
Organism: Talaromyces proteolyticus
Lineage: Eukaryota; Fungi; Ascomycota; Eurotiomycetes; Eurotiales; Trichocomaceae
Product: putative 2OG-Fe(II) oxygenase family oxidoreductase
Exons: 2
Coding region: 237-1226 (329 amino acids)
Molecular function (GO): dioxygenase activity
Source: RefSeq, a predicted model, not a curated record
GGAUAAGAUUGCGGCCGAGUCACGAUACAGGCUCGUACGAUAAGCAGCCCUCCCCAUCUACAGGCUCACGAUAAAAAAAAUGCAGAUCCGACUGGCCAUCCCCGGAAUCGAAUGCCAGACCCAUCGCCAACCAGGCGUUUCAAAAGGCGACUGACGAAAGGUCAGUAACUAGGCCAGUUUCUUUAUAUUUUUAGCAUCUGCAUGAAUUGAUAGCAAGCACAAGAAGAAGUCUUUUGAUGAUCACUGCGUGUAGACCUUUAUUUCUCAUGGAGACGGUACCAAUGGUUGGCAGGAAGCCAGAGUUCAGCAUCCCAGUCGUGGACAUGAGCGCUUAUCUACAUAAUAAUAGAGACUUAGAUGAACUUGACUCUGUUGUCAGCCAAAUCCGUUUGGCUUGUUCGACAAGUGGAUUUUUUCAGAUAGUCGGCCAUGGUAUAUCGCAAAAGAUGCAGGAUUCCGUACUUUGCGCAUCAAAAGCCCUCUUUUCUCUGGGAGAAGAAGAAAAGCUGAAACUGAAAGCCAAGCCAGGGGUUGGUUACGAAACAUUUGGGUCCCAAACUCUCGAAGCUGGGAAAAAACCAGAUCUAAAGGAGGGAUAUUUUUUCAGCCGUGAGAUCCCUGGACUGCAACCACCUUACAAGCCCUUUUGCACGCCAAAUAUUUGGCCAGAGACAAACCUGCUGCCCGAGGAAGAGUUCAAGUCUCCAUUACUUUCAUACCACACAGCAAUGCACGAACUCGCGGUUCGCAUCCUAGACCUCUUGGCUAGAGGCCUCAACAUCAGCAACACCAGUAUCAUGAAAGACUUCUGCCGUGAGCCUAUUGCCACUGUCAGGCUGCUCCACUACCCUCCGCACCCCGACAUCAACGACAACACCAUGGUAGGCGCAGGUGCGCACACCGACUUUGGUGCCAUCACUAUCUUGCUCACAGAUGGAAACUCUGGCUUGCAGGUUCUGAAUCAAUCCACGAAGGAAUGGAUUGACGUGCCACCACGGAGCGAUGCAUUUGUGGUAAACAUCGGAGAUUUGCUGCAAACCUGGACCAGUGGACAUUACAAGUCUAACAUCCAUCGAGUUAUAAACACAAGUGGCCAGGAGAGAUACUCGGUCCCGUUCUUCUUUGAUGGAAAUCCAGAAUUCCUCGUUGAACCACUUGAUGGCUCGGCAACAGAGAAGUAUACAGUACGGGAGCAUCUCUUACUUAGAUAUAAACAGUCGUUUUAAAGAGAAGAUAUAUUAUGUUACGAUAGUUAUGCCAUUUGAGACCAUAAAUAACAAUCUGCUAGUUUAUAUCUA